Molecule: messenger RNA, 2499 nt
Organism: Trichoderma atroviride IMI 206040
Lineage: Eukaryota; Fungi; Ascomycota; Sordariomycetes; Hypocreales; Hypocreaceae
Biological process (GO): transmembrane transport
Cellular component (GO): plasma membrane
Molecular function (GO): secondary active sulfate transmembrane transporter activity
Source: RefSeq, a predicted model, not a curated record
AUGAGUGGAACAACAGCCAAGGUUGAGCGCACGCUCGCCAGAGUCCUAGGCAUCAAGCUUGCAGAAGAAGACGAUGACCCAGUUACCAGAGGCGAAUCGGUCUUCUCUAUGCAAACCAGCGACAGCUUCAUCGAAGGACCGCCGACUACAUCAGAAUGGCUAAACGAUCAGCUGCCUACACGAGCCGAAACUGUGGGAUAUAUCAGAUCACUCUUUCCAUUCAUAUCUUGGCUGCCUCACUACAACUUGCAAUGGCUCGCUGGUGAUCUUGUUGCGGGUAUCACCAUCGGAGCCGUACUGGUCCCUCAGGGUAUGGCUUAUGCCUUGUUGGCAAACUUGCCUCCUCAGUUUGGACUAUACUCGUCGUUCAUGGGCCCCAUCACAUAUUGGAUCUUUGGUACAUCCAAAGACAUAUCCAUCGGCCCAGUGGCUGUUUUAUCCACGGUGGUAGGAACCGUGGUGGCCGAUGUGAAUGCCUCUGGAACUGCCUGGCCCGCCAAUGUGGUGGCCACAGCAUUUUCCGUCAUCGCUGGAUGCAUUGUUCUCGCUCUUGGUGUCUUUCGCCUGGGCUGGAUAGUUGAUCUCAUCUCCAUCACGUCAUUGUCUGCAUUCAUGACAGGAUCUGCCAUUACCAUUGGUGCCAGCCAGCUGCCUUCUCUGUUUGGCCUCACAGGCUUCUCCAGCAGAGAUGCAGCGUACAGAGUCAUCAUCAAUACGCUAAAGCAUCUCCCUGAAACCAAAUUAGACGCUGCAAUUGGCCUCACAGCUCUGUUUUUCCUCUACCUCAUCCGCUAUACCUUAACCCGAGCGGCUGAGAGGUGGCCGGCAAAUAAGCGCAUCAUCUUUUUCAUGAAUACGAUGCGAACUGUUUUUGUCAUUCUCCUCUAUACCAUGAUAAGCUGGUUGAUCAACAGACACCGAAAGGAUCAUCCAGCAGUCCGUGUUCUUGGAGUUGUCCCUAAGGGCUUCAAGAACGCUGGCGUCCCAGAGAUCGAGGCGAAUCUUGUAUCAAAAUUUGCUUCUCACCUUCCAGCGGGCGUCAUUGUGAUGCUGGUUGAGCAUAUUGCCAUUUCCAAGUCCUUUGGUAGGGUGAAUAACUAUACUAUCGACCCGUCUCAAGAAAUGGUUGCUAUUGGCAUGACCAAUAUACUUGGUUCAUUUCUUGGGGCUUAUCCUUCGACGGGAUCCUUCAGUCGAACGGCCAUCAAGUCGAAAGCUGGUGUGAGAACUCCUGCUGCAGGGCUCAUUACUGGACUGGUGGUCCUUCUAGCUACGUAUCUCCUGACGGCCGUCUUUUUCUACAUCCCCAAUGCAGUCUUGGCUGCAGUCAUCAUUCACGCAGUUGGCGAUCUGAUAACUCCCCCAAACACCCUCUAUCAGUUUUGGAGGGUCUCUCCUAUUGAGGUCUUCAUUUUCCUCAUCGGAGUCUUUAUUAGUGUUUUUGCUCAAAUUGAGGACGGCCUGUAUGCAACCGUAUGCAUCUCUGCCGCUGUCCUCAUUUAUCGCAUCUUGAAGGCACGUGGACGAUUCCUUGGCAAGGUCAAGGUCCAUUCCGUUAUUGGAGAUCAUGUCAUUGGAGACCAUCACAAACAGCUUGUUGGGGAGUAUGGCACAUUUGAAGAGAGAGCCGAGAAUGCAGCAAGGAAUAUUUUCCUACCUCUUGAUCACGGUGAUGGCUCUAACCCAGAGGUGGAAUUGGAGAACCCAUACCCAGGAGUCUUCAUCUACCGUUUCUCCGAGGGCUUCAACUAUCCAAGCGCCAACCAUGCUUUGGAGUAUCUGACCAGCUUCAUAUACGCGCGAACUCGCCGAACUAGUCCAGAGAUUUUCGAACGCAAGGGCGACAGGCCUUGGAAUAACGCAGGUCAACGGAAAUCUGGAAAAUCAAGAGCGGACCCUGACCUCACCCAGAAGCCUACCCUAAAGGCCAUCAUUUUGGAUUUCAGUUCCGUCAACAAUGUCGACAUCACUUCUGUCCAGCGCUUGAUUGAUGUUCGAAACGUACUUGAUACGUAUGCAGCCCCUGAUGUUGUGGAUUGGCACAUUGCAUGCAUCAACAACCGAUGGACCAAACGAGCACUUGUUGCCGGCGGAUUUGGCACUCCUACAAAGCCUCGAGACGGCGUUCCGCAUCGAUGGAAGUCGAUUUUCAGUGUCGCAGAGAUUGGUGGAAAAGACUCUGCUGCGGCAGUGGCCGAAGAGAAUGCUAUCAAUCGGGAAUUAUCCAUGAUCUCUCAUAGAGUAGGGGACGAAGAGAUGGCAAAGGCCAAAGCCAUAGUCGAAGAGGAGGAACAGGUAGAGGAGCGGGAGCAGGAGCAGGCAUCAACACCUAGUGACAUUGUUGAGAAGCUAGGAGGAUCUCCCAAGCCUGCAUUCAAACGAAAGGGAGCCAUCAUUAGCGGUUUCGACAAACCUCUAUUCCACGUGGACCUGACAAGUGCUGUGUUGAGCGCUAUUGCCAACGUGGAGGCCAGAUUAGAGUCGACGAACAGUACAUGA